Molecule: messenger RNA, 1778 nt
Organism: Pseudopodoces humilis (Tibetan ground-tit)
Lineage: Eukaryota; Metazoa; Chordata; Aves; Passeriformes; Paridae
Product: C-type lectin domain family 5 member A-like
Biological process (GO): regulation of natural killer cell mediated cytotoxicity
Cellular component (GO): plasma membrane; cell surface
Molecular function (GO): signaling receptor activity
Source: RefSeq, a predicted model, not a curated record
ACAGCUGAGGGAGGGAAAAAGGAGAAGUAGGAACAAGAAUGGCAGAAAAUGUCCUCUAUGCUGACUUGAACUUGCCUCAAUCAACCAGACCCAGAACCCUGACGGUCCCUGAUGUCCAAGACUCAGAUUGUACCUACGCAGAAGUUAAAGUAAAAUCCCAAGACACAAAUGCUGCAGCAGACUGCAAAUCAUCUGGUAAAAGCUAUUGUUCCAGAAAACAUGUUGCUAUAUUGGUGGUGAUAAUCCUCAUACUGGUCCUGGCAGUAUAUUUAAUAAUCGCAUAUGGUCCAACUGCAAGCAGCCAAAACAGCUCAACAACCUUGUCCCACAUCCCCGAAGAGGAAUUAGGGUGCCCCCCACUAUGGAGAAAACAUUGGAGAAAAUGCUACUUCUUUUCUUCAGAGAAUAAAGAGAAGGACUGGGAAGCCUCCCGUGGAGAAUGCAUUACCAUGGAGUCAGACCUGGUGGUCAUUGACAGCAGGGAAGAGAUGAGUUACCUUCUCUCAGUAUCAAAAUAUGACUACUACUUACUUGGUCUCAAAUACUUUGAAAAGAAGAAGGAGUGGAAGUGGAUCAACGACAUGAAACAUGACCCAGCCAUGUUCAAUAUAACCAGACAUUUUAGCGACUAUGAAUGCACAACCAUUGGAUUUGGUGAAGUAGGAACUGCACCUUGUGGUGGAUCCCAAACAACACGAAAUAUGUGUGAAAAAGAUGCGACAAUUUUAAAAAGACAUCAGAAAGAGAGCUAAAAACAAGAGGUCCAGGCUAUGUUAUCCCCAGCUUCCUGUAGGAAAUGUGGAUGGGAUGUGACUCAUUUCUCUUUAGCUACCCAAUCUCUUCUCCCAGGGACUCCUGCAGCCUCCCUUGAGACUCGUGGCUGAGCUCAGCCCACCCUUUUUUCUUUGAUGGUGUCUGAGCUUGGAUGGAUCCCCUCUGGAAGAGCUGGCACUGGAGCACAGGAGGGGUCUGGGACUGUCUGGUGCCAGAGGUGGCACUUCCAGGCAGACACUGCCAGAGGAAAGGAGUCCAGGCUGGGGACAGGGGUGAUCCCAAACAGAUCCUGACUUUGCAAGUCACAUCCAUCCACAGCCCUGCCUGGGCACAAGGAGACCCUUCCCCACCUGGCCACAGCCUGGUCUUGCCUCCAGCCACAGGCGAAGGGCAGCACAGAUUUUUGGCUGGGAUCCGACAGGGAAGGGCAACCCCUCUCCUUGCCAGGUCCCAUGGCCAGGAUGGACAGAAUAAAGUCAGGUGUGGGUGUGGAUAAACCUUCCCUUGUCCCAGACUGUCUGUUCCAUGGCAUCCCAGAGCCUGUGAGGCAAAUGGGAAUCAGCACAAGGGAAAGGAUCCUACAGCAGCACAGCUCUGGGCAUAAAAUCAGCCCCAUUCCUGUGUAAGGAAGGGAAGGAGUGUCAGAUUUAGGAUCUGCUGAGGAAGGGCACAGGAAGGAGGCCAGCAGAGACCAGCAAGGCCUGAAGAACAGGGUCCCAACAGAGGCUGAACUGGGCAAAAAACAGAACAAUGAAACCCACAGUGACCUGUGAAGGAGCUGGUGAGAAGUAUGAGAGUGACCUGCAGGGAGUGGCAACACCAUGCUCUGCCCUCUUUUCCUUGGGGAUUGAUCACAGGUGGAAAUGAUGCCUGAGGGCUUUUCCUGCUCAGAAAAGUUCAAGCCAACACAGAAACAGGUGGUACCAGGAUGUCAUGGAGUUACUUUACCUUUAAGAAAGUUUAAGUUGCUGGGAUCUGCCUGGCGUCUUUUCUCCUGACCAAUU